Penicillium manginii is the source of this 1029-nucleotide messenger RNA. RefSeq lists its product as uncharacterized. NCBI's taxonomy places the organism in Eukaryota, Fungi, Ascomycota, Eurotiomycetes, Eurotiales, Aspergillaceae. The transcript has 3 exons. The record is from RefSeq and is a predicted model, not a curated record. The annotation marks the transcript as partial.
GAUUCCAAACGUUUCAUUCAACUUCACACCACCUCACUUUUUACCAUGUCUGCUCCAUCAUUCCUAUACUCUCAGUUGUUUGUUGGUCUUCCCCAGCCCGACCAUGAUUUCACUGGUCAAACAAUCGCCAUCACCGGCGCGAACACCGGCCUGGGUCUCGAAGCAGCUCGGCACCUUUUGAAGUUGAAUGCAUCCCAGAUUAUCCUUGGGGUGCGCAAUAUGGCCAAGGGAGAAGCGGCUAAGAAAGACCUAGAGCAGUUUGCUGGGCAAACCAGCCGAGUCGACGUGUUCGAACUUGAUAUGGAAAAUUAUCAAUCAGUCCAAUCAUUCGCCAUACAGCUUUCCACCUUGCCGCGUAUAGAUGUGGUCAUUCUCAAUGCGGGGAAAAUAGCGCAGGAAUUUUACAUUGCCGAGGAAGAUGAGAGCACAAUAACUGUCAACGUUGUGAGCACUAUUCUUUUGGCGCUUUUACUGCUCCCUAAAUUACGCGGCUCGGCUCAAACAGGAAAGCCAUCUCCACGGUUGGUGAUCGUGUCCUCCGAUCGCCAUGUGAUGACAAACUUGCCGGAAUGGAAAGCAUCUGAUACAUUUGAAGCUUUGCGAAGCAAGGGCUACUCUGGGCCAGAUGAUCGAUAUUACGCAUCCAAACUUCUUUCCGUCCUCUGCAUGAGACAGCUAGCAAAGGAAAUCACCUUGGCAAGUCCGAGGGUGGUUGUCAAUGGACUCACACCUGGCUAUUGUGUGACUAAUCUUGUCACCGCGGUAAAGGGAUUCUGGGGUUGGCAACUUUGGCUUAUGAAACAUUCCAUAGCUCGCACAGCGGAGCAAGGUUCUCGUACGUUGGUCCACGCGGCCACUUUGGGCUUUGAGAGCCACGGCAAAUAUCUGAAUGACUGCAAAAUCGAUGAUGGUGCACUUUCUGCUUUUGUCAGAAGUGAAGAGGGAGAACAAGCUCAGCAGAAGGUAUGGAAGGAAUUGCUGAUUAAAUUGGAUCGUAUAAUACCCGGAGUAUCGGACAAUCUUUCUUGA